Terrapene triunguis (Three-toed box turtle) is the source of this 1026-nucleotide messenger RNA. RefSeq names its product potassium channel subfamily T member 1-like. Gene Ontology annotation, biological process: potassium ion transport. Lineage: Eukaryota; Metazoa; Chordata; Testudines; Emydidae. The record is from RefSeq and is a predicted model, not a curated record. The annotation marks the transcript as partial. Gene Ontology annotation, molecular function: intracellular sodium-activated potassium channel activity. The transcript is spliced from 8 exons. Gene Ontology annotation, cellular component: membrane.
CUCAAGGACCAGGACCUCAUGCGGGCCAAGAUGGAUGACGCAGAGGCCUGCUUUAUCCUCAGCAACCGCUUCGAGGGGGACCGGAUUGCUGCGGAUCAUCAGACCAUCCUCAGGGCCUGGGCGGUCAAGGACUUUGCCCCCAACUGCCCUCUGUAUGUGCAGAUCCUCAAACCCGAGAACAAAUUCCACAUCAAAUUCGCAGAUCACGUGGUCUGCGAAGAAGAAUUCAAGUACGCCAUGUUGGCUCUGAACUGUGUGUGUCCAGCCACUUCCACCCUCAUCACGCUGCUGAUCCACACCUCGCGGGGACAAGACGGCCCCGCCUCGCCGGAGCAAUGGCAGAGGAUGUACAGCCGCUGCUCGGCCAACGAGGUCUACCACGUCCGGCUGGGGGACAGCAAGUUCCUGGGCCAAUACCAGGGCAAAAGCUUCACCUACGCCUCCUUCCACGCCCACAAGAGGUACGGGGUGUGCCUGAUCGGCGUGUGCCGGGAGGACAAGAACAACAUCCUGCUGAACCCAGGGCCCUGCCACAUCCUGGCCUCCUCCGACACCUGCUUCUACAUCAACAUCUCCAAGGAGGAGAACUCGGCCUUCAUCUUCCGCCAGCAGGAGCAUCUGCACCAGAGCCGCCUGGCCACCCCGGCUUACCACGGCCUGACGCGUCUGCCCGUGCACAGCAUCAUCGCCAGCAUGGGGACGGUGGCCAUGGACCUGCCGGACUCUGGCAGCAGCCCGGACAGCGCGGACGGGACCACACUGGGCCUGCCGGCCGACCCGGUGGGCACCGAGAAACGCCACAGCAUCGCCCCCGUGCUGGAGGUGGUGGACGCCAUCCCCAGCCCCACCUUCGACCUCCUGAGCGACCAGUCGGAGGACGAGGCCACCCACUCUGACGACGACGCGGCCGCCUCCGGCACCUGGGUGAAGGGUUACCCCACCAACUCCCCCUACAUCGGCAGCUCCCCCACCCUCUGCCACCUGGUCCAGGAGAAGAUCCCCUUCUGCUGCCUGCGGCUGGACAAG